GAUGUAAUACGACGUUGGCUAGGGUAGCUGUGGCAACGAGAUGUUGUUUAAUAUUAGCUAUUCGUGACGGUUUCAGUCAAAUUGAUCAACUGUACCGAUUGACGUAAAUAGAAAUUAAGAAAUUGCCGUUUUCGGAAUAACUUGAGCGCUCCCGUUUCAUUAUGGCUACGCUUAAGCCGUUAGUCGCUGUUCCUCCUCCUCCUUCUAGGUUUACGUUGAGAGAAUGGGAUUUGAAUAACCGCAUACGACUUCGGUCCACACAAGAUCAGCAACAUCUAGCAGAUAGGAUUCUUUCAGAAUCCCGACGAGUGUGCGAUGAGGCGAAUGAAAUCACGAAACUAAAUAAAAGUGAAGUCGACCAAAGGCUUAAGGAAAGAAUUGAAGACAUACAGUUUAGAAAGAGGGAGCUUGAACGAGAAAGAAAUGAGUGCUGUAGAGAGGAAGAAGCGUUAGUGACGUAUCAAGAAAGAAUUUUAGAUGAAAUGGAGGCACUGAAGGAGAAAGCCUUAAAAAUUUGUUCCCAGUGUAUUAUCAUGCGUGAAUGCCGCCUGGGAAUAGACUUGGUUCGCGAUGAUGUGGAGGUGCAGCUACAAAAAGAAGCAGAUACCAUUAAUGGCGCGUUGUCACUUCUGCAGCGAACUUUGGAACAAACCAAGGAACAGAUACGCUCCCUACGUUCUACGGUGUAUUUUAUCGAUCGUGAUCACGAGGAUAAAAGCAGAUCGUUGGAGAUAGAUGAGGAAUGCAUGAAAUUAAAAGAAACUAAUCUCAACUUGAGCAUGUAUCAUGGAUAUUCUCGUUUAGAUGCAGGAACGGUGUCUGCUGAGGAUUGGCACAAUUUCUCGGGUGAAAAUAUUUCGCGUGCAGCGAAAGAAAUAAACACUGCCCGCCCUUUGCGCGUUUAUGUCGACACGAUAUUGAAGCAAGUGUGCGCCGAUUUGCAGAAACAAUGUGAAAUAACAAACGAAGCAUUUCGACGCAGAAUAUCUGAAACUAAAGCUGCAAAACGGAAACUUGAGAAGGAGCACGCAGAAACUGUGAAACGUGCAAAUGAAAUGAUGAGAAACAUCACUAGCAUUGAAAAGGCUAUUGCGGAGAAAGAAGGAUUUGUGGCUCUAGCUCACACCAGAUUGGGGAAACGAGCUGCAAGACCUGGAGUAGAGCUAACAAGGGAUGAAGUAGAAGCACGCUUGGUAGUGGAACUUAAAGACUUGGAAAGAACAGUAGCACUAUUGCAAAUGCAAUUAGCAGAGGCUCAAGCAUCUCUCAGAUACCUACUAAAAACUCAAGUUCAAUUAGAAGAAGAUAUCAACAUUAAAACCAAUUCACUUAAAAUUGAUGAAGUUGAUUGCAUGACGUUGCGUGAAAGCAUGGAUUACCGCGCAUAUUGAAUCAUUAUUUUUCCUUCAUGGACCUGUAAAAUAGAUUUGAAUGGGUCUCUCACAAUACUGCAAUGGGAUACUGAUUUUGAUAUAAGGUCAAAUUUUGUACACAUAACUGUCAAAUUUAUUCUGUAAUUACAUACCUGACAUACAUGCAAGGCAAAUUACAAUAAUGAAACAUGAAUUAAUUGAUGAUACAAUACUAUCAUAUAAUACUGAGUAUUAUACAUAUAUAUAUCCACAUAUUUAAAUGUACAAGCAGAUUCAUUCUACACCAAGUUUUUAUACCAUUAUUACUUUUUUAGCAAAAUAGUUUAUAAAAAAAUACAUUUUUGAAUGAGAAUUCCAAUAUUGCUAAUUUAAUUUUACUACAGUAGUCAAAUGUAUGACAAAUUAUAAGCCUUUGUUUUAAUGACGUAUUUUGUAACCUCUUUGCAUGGCUGGAAAGUUUCAUCUCUUGUAGUUUUUAUAUUAGAAUAAUUGUAGGUAAUUAAAAAGUAUAAUAAUAAUAAUAACAACAGUAAUGAUAAUUCUGCAAUAACAUUGUACUGUCACUGCAUGCAAGAUUUCUUAAAUAUAAGAAUUCAAGAGAUUCUGAAUUUGAAAAUGAUCACAUUUAAUUUUCAUUUCAAUAUUUUCUGAUUGUUACAAAAAGGAUUUAGUGAAUAACAUUAAAAUAUCAUUUUACAUUCCAAAAACAUUUUCAAGAUAUAGAUUUCCACAAGAUGUAAUUUAUAGGAUGAGAUGGAAAAUCUCCUAGGAUACAGCAGUAACAUCUAUCUAAUGGACAGAUUCAGUGACAUUUACUAGCACUAUUAUUUUGUUUUACUUUGUGUUAUAUAACUUGUUUUAUAAAUUCAUAAGUUUUUGACACACUGGCCUGUUUGGUUACUAUUAAUUGUCAGUCAUUAAUGUGGAAAACAAGUAUUGUUCAGCAUAUCCUAGUAAUUAUGAUAAUUGAUCCAAGGAUGAGGUCAAUGUGUCGUUUCAUUAGUAUUUAAGUCGGUAUGAUUCUUUUAAAUUAAGAAGUUUUUCAAUUUCAUUCUUUGAGGAAUAAAAAGGUUGCUUCUUUUGGCACUCAUGUAUAGUAUUUGUGACACUAUUAAUUUUAUCAAGCACAUCUAUAAAUAAUAUCUGUUUAAUGUAACGAAUUAGAGGCAAUAGUAAUACAUCAAGUUUCAGGCAACUCAUUACGAAAAACAAUUUAUUUGACGAGAAAAAACAAAUUAAUUACUUCCAGAGAUGUGCUAAAUAUUGGGGUAACUAAAACAAGAUUUCUCCCUCUGAAGGGAUAUUUCCAAAUUUACAAUAAGAGUUGUGGGUCACUUUUACUUGCAUGUACACAUAUAUAUUAAAAUAUGUGAUCCUAAAGUCAAAUCAGAUAAAUCUGAUUUUCUUGCAAAUUCUUGUGUUCUAUUUCCAUUGAACUCCAAUAGGAAAUAAAGACAAACAUUCUUUACUAAUUUAAUUUGUUGUUGAAAUUCCCAUUAAAGAUAAUUUCUUAUAAAAUGAUAAGUUUCCUCACAACACAAAAAAAUGCAUGCAUUUUAAAUUUAUUAUAAACUACCCAGUAAUUUUUUAGCAAAUAAUGUUUCACUGUAUUUUGAGAUUUUCAUGUUACUUGAAAUAAAUCUGUCAAGAACUGCAUUAGAAAACUUAUGCCUUUUUGAGACCAAGAAGAAAGUAUUUUUUAAAGAGAGAAAACACCAACAAAAUCAAACAACCAAACUCCUACAGGCACUAGAUUUAUAACUAAUAGUAUUUAUAUUUUUUUCCCAACCUUACAGAGAUAAGCAAUUAAAAAUUCUGAAAAAUUAAAUAUAACACAUUAAUUAAGCAAUGUCUGAAUAAGAAGUUGCAAAAAGAAUCUCUGCAGUAAUAAAGUACCUAUGUGAUAAUAGCUACUUCACCCUUGAAAAGUUCUCAUUAAACACCCUUAAAACUUUAUAAUAGCCUACCUGAAAUGGUAUCCAGUGAUCCUUGCAAAAAUUGAUCAAUUACAAUGCUCAAUUGCUAAAUUUGCCCCUAAGCACUAUAAUUCUUGGUUUCUUUGGAUAUGCCCGACUCCAUUAUGUACUCGUUUUAAUCAGUUACUAAGUUUAUUAUUUUGACUGUCCAAGGGGCCAGAUAAUUCUAGCAAUUCAUUUCAAAAAAUUAAAAAUUGAUAGCUACUUAGCCUUUAAAAUAGAAAAGGUGUUUUAUAACAAAUAAUUCAAAAGGUAUCAUAGGCCAUGUAAAAUUUAAAAAUAAUUUGAUAAAUUUAAAUAAAAACUGGAAGAAAUGUUCCAAAUAGACAUCAAUAAACAAUCAGUAUUUUAAUUAGACUAAUGAGACAUAAAGAAAGAUUUUCAGAUUUCUCUUAGCCUCCUAGAUGCUGAUGAGGCAAACUAACUUCCUUCGACAAUUAUUGAAAAUACAUGUAUGUGUCUACUAUUAAUGAACUGCCAAAACAAAAUGGAAAAAAAUACAUAGUACAUUACUAAUGCAUGACAGAUUAUGAAAACAAAAAUUCAGACUUUUAAAUUAAAGAAUGAACUAACAGAGCUCAUUUCAAAAACAUUUCUUUUUCUGCUACUCUGAAUAAUAAACUGAAUGUAAUUUGUACAAGAGUACUUUUCAAACAUUAACUGUAAUCAAUACUUGUACAUACAGUGUCUUUUCUGAAAUAUUAAUUGAAAAAAUUGUUUUCUGUGAGCAAAGUCACAAGUUUUCAUUCACUUCAUUUUAUACAGUACACAUUUCUGAUUAUACUAUACAAUGUAGGCACAAUAAAAUUAUGUUUAUUACCGAAUAACAUCCAUAUUUUAAAUUAUAAAUACUUUUUAAUAUCUCUCACAAGAACAACUUAAACUUUCAAAUAAUUAAAAGACAAAGUACAAAUACGAAGUAUGCUAGAAACAUCAUUUUGCAACACUAUGAUAAACUAACAUCCAUAGCUACACCUUUAAUAUAAUUCUCAUACAUCUCUUGCAUCAUCAGUAAUUUUCAUCUUUUUAAUGUUAGUCAUAUCUCUUUGUUAGGUUUAUUUACAUCAGCACAUGUUCCAUACAUAUACAAAGUAGAAACCUCUCUAGUCAAAGGGCAUAUCUAAUAAAAAUAAUGUGUUUUUACAAUUCAAACAAAUCUUCCCAUUACAACAUUGAGAAUUUGUUUUGUGCUUAUACAACAGGUCCUCUCUUAUAAUGAACUGAAAACUGCCACUUUCCGGGUGGAGCUCUCAGAAUAUUCAGUUUUAUUUCCAGUUCGCCCUUUUCAAGAGAAGUACAACUAGAAGAAACUGAAAAGAGAACAAUUUUCAAAGUUCACGAGGAAGCAUGAGGAAACGCACUCUCACGUCAGCAUCUUGUGGAUACUCUUCUUCCUUCUCGGUAUUGGGAACAUAAUGCGUUCCACAGAAUCGCUUAAAAAAGCGUCCAACAUCCACAUGGUUUAUCUUUAUUGGAUUCACGGCCACUUCUAGAUUCUCUGCAUGACAAAAGUUAAUAUCAUUAGAUGGGUGAACUCAACAUAGGAAAUUAAACUUAAACACCUUCAGGUUGCUGCCUGUAGAAUCUAUGAGCUCCGAUAGGUUGCUUUAAAUUAUGAUGCCCAUAGAAUCUACAGGCACUUGGUUAUAUAAGCCAUUUACCCCGUUCGCUGACUAUUCAUGAAAGAUCCAACAUACAUAAAGAACCUAAAUACACUGUUAGAUUUUGUUUGCUGCCAUUUAAAUGGUAAUAAAUAGCUUUGGUAUGCACAAAUGAGCAUGCUCUAUACAUUGAUGUCUAAGUGCUAUUCAAAAUUACCAUACCAAAGCCAAUUAUUGUGAAUAAAAUGUAAAGUUUUCUUCAUUAUGACAAUAGACCUAAUGUAAUGUUAUGUACAAUGUUCUAAAAUUAACUGGAUUUGUAAAAAAAUAAUUAAAAUUAACAUGUUAAACUUUUUAUAGGCUCAAUUUUUUGUGUUAUUUAUAUUUAAAAAAUUCCAAAUUAUUAAUGUAAACAAAAAAGUUUGGAACUUCAAAUAAAAGAACAAGAAUGUUGCUUUAAAAAAAUCUUGCUUCUCUUAUUAUUAGUUUAUAAGAUAUGACCCUUCAAACACAUCCCAAAACCUUA
Gryllus bimaculatus (two-spotted cricket) is the source of this 5476-nucleotide messenger RNA. Lineage: Eukaryota; Metazoa; Arthropoda; Insecta; Orthoptera; Gryllidae. The record is from the annotation of a GenBank genome assembly.